Molecule: messenger RNA, 2601 nt
Organism: Mollisia scopiformis
Lineage: Eukaryota; Fungi; Ascomycota; Leotiomycetes; Helotiales; Mollisiaceae
Exons: 2
Coding region: 1-2601 (866 amino acids)
Biological process (GO): regulation of DNA-templated transcription
Molecular function (GO): DNA-binding transcription factor activity, RNA polymerase II-specific; zinc ion binding
Source: RefSeq, a predicted model, not a curated record
AUGGACGAACAAGCCUCACCACGUCCAGAUAUACCACUGGUACCCAGCGACGACGAAGACGAACGCGAACCUUCCCCCACCCCUGCGCUCGGAGCAGCUCGUUAUGCUCCUGAGGAUGAAUUCUUCGCUCAAGGUUAUGGAAGCUCUGAAUGGCUUCAGAAACAACGCGACCUGCGAAAGCUCAAGGAAUUCAUCGACUCACAUCGCCGAGCUGCAUCUCACAAGGCACGUUUCAAUCCGACGGGAAGUGGAAGCGCAUACAUUGAUCAAGAUGAGUCUGGCACAUACGAUCCGUCGGGCAAGCGCCGUCAUCUCACACCAUCACCUGAGCCAUCAUCUGCCCCGAAGGUCAAGAGAGUCAAAGUCGAUCAAUUUGACGAAGAUGGAAACCUCAUUGUCAGGAAGAGAAGCAUGGUGGGAUAUCGUUCGCUUGUCACAUUUCACUUCACCGAAGCGAACUCACUUGAAUACUUGAGAUCUAUCAAAGAUGGCAACGAGAGCGAACACGCGGAUGGUGAAGAUUCUGAAGAUGGUUCUGGAUAUGGAGCUUCCUUCCCAAAGAAGUCCAGGAGAACUGUGAAGAAGCCUCAACGUUGGGGCAUAUCUACGAGAGACGAUGGAUUGACCCUCGACGAUCUCACUGCUGGUCAUCCCCAACGCCGAGGUUGCAAGGCAUGCUUCCUUUCCGGUAACGAUGCAUGUUCCCUCCUCGAAGAUCCCCACACAUAUCCUUGUGAAGCAUGUGAUGAUUGCGAGGGCGAUUGCGAGCUCAUCAUCCCUCCCAAGUUUAAGAAAGCCUGUGAGCGGUGUAAGGCUCUUAGGAUGGAGUGUUCCUACGAUAUUGACGCCGGAAGGUAUCAGAACAGCUGUCAAGCAUGUGCCGACGACGAGCUUCCUUGCUGUGCUGGUCCAAGAGACGAAGAUACCUUGAGCAGAAGAAUGAACGAUGUCCUCUCUCGCAGUAAAGAAGAACGAGAGUAUUUCACGAACUUGAGGAAAGGACGUCUAGCAGCUAAGGACCGAAAAUAUGUGAGCUGUAACCAAUGUCGAUACAAGAAGGUACGAUGCAGCCUCGUUGGCAAGAAAGCCCUCGGCCCAUGCUCCUAUUGCAAGAAACUCGAUCAACAUUGCGAGUUCACGUCCAUUCGAGAGUAUACAGAACUCCCUGCUUCCCUCCGCGCCCUCGCACCAAACUUGAUCCUCAGAGAGAAAAACAUACGCAACCGCGAGACAACUCCAGAAGGCUUCACAAGCAGAGACCAAGCCGGCGAGCCGCAUACCCCGAACACCAACACCAGGACCCUUGCUGGCGAGAUCGAAAAACGCUACACCAGCAGGCAAAAGCGCAAGCAAGACAAGAAACUCACAUCAUCGUCUACCAGAAAGGGGAAGGGAAAGGAGAGAAGCUGCGAUGUCGUUGUCGAGAGCCCGAAGCUAGUAGGUAUCACCGCAGGCAUUCGCCACAUCCACAUGAAGACCUCGUUCUGCCACCCUAUUACCUUCAACUACCAACCUCCCCCCGAGUUUUCGCCUUUCGAACUACAAACCGGCGAGAAGUCAACAACCAUCAGUCCCCCUAAGGAUGAAGUCUGCCACUUCUGCGAAUCUCCCUUCUUUGGACAGGCAGGUCUGACGGAUAAAUUCGGCGGUCCCAAGAACGUAGAGGGCUUCUAUUGGCCUGAUGGCAGCGGAUUCGAAGAGAUCUCCGGUGGUUACUCGGAGCUGGGACUUAUGCCUACCAAGAUGUGCGGAGCUUGCACCACGUCUCGCAUCGAGAUCAUGACUUGUUUCAAGCAUCAAGUUGUGCCACUCACGGUCGCUGAUACCCCGUUACUCGAUCCCCAAGUGGUCAAUAAGGCAGCUCAGGCUAGCUUUGCUAGGGAUUUUGCGCCUGGCAAGUUGCUUAAGGAGGCUAAGUGGUGCAGCAUCUGUCCCUCGUUGGCCGACUUCAAGUGCUGCCAGGAGCAAAUCGGAUUCAAUGGUGACGGAGAAGAGGUAACGGUCAAGGGAUGUGGUCUGUAUCUCUGCGAGGACUGCGAGGUACUGAUGGGCAAGGCUUUUACUGGUUUGUGUUUACCCCUCCCUCCUUCUGCGUUCCAUUUUAACUCGAUGAUUACAGGAGGAGUUACCAGGAACCCAGAGAUCAUCGCUACAGUCAUCGGCAUCAUCGAAUCCCAGUCUUAUCGAUUCCAAACUGGCGUCCGAGCCGAUGCUUCGUUCCUUACCAAUGAAGGAGAAUUGAUGGCUCGCCUCCAGCAAAACUUUGGUCAGAAGGAUGUCGAGGAUUCGACCGAUGUUCGUCCUGAUGCAUUCACCGGACAAGAGCCAAAGAACAAGUACGGUCAUGACGACGAACAUGGUGACAGCGACGAUGUCGGUCCACCAGCCAAGAAAUUUAAGGGGCCCGAUCUCAAAGGCAAGGGUAAGGAUUGGAGCGCAUUUGCACCAGAAAUGCGACCAAAGGGAUGGGACGAGACCCGCGGUGACUAUGAUGAUGACCUUGCUACUGCGAUCUGGAAUAGUCUGGCGGCGGGCGGACAUAAGGAGAGCGGAAAGUCUGGAUCAUCCACGAUCAUUGACUUGACUGAAGACGAUGAUUAG